AUGCUAGCUUUCUUUCAACGUAUUCUUGACUGGAUUCGAAGCUUAUUUUGGAAGGAGGAAAUGGAGCUCACGCUAGUUGGUUUACAGUAUUCAGGGAAAACCACUUUUGUGAAUGUAAUUGCUUCCGGUCAAUUUGUCGAAGACAUGAUACCAACAGUGGGUUUCAACCUCCGAAAAGUUACUAAAGGAAAUGUCACGAUAAAGAUGUGGGAUAUUGGUGGACAACCACGCUUUCGAAGUAUGUGGGAACGAUACUGUAGAGGAGUCAACGCUAUUAUAUACAUGGUAGAUGCUGCAGAUCAUGAUAAACUGGAGGCUUCGCGCAAUGAACUUCAUAGUCUGCUCGACAAACCUCAGUUACUUGGUAUCCCCGUUCUAGUAUUAGGAAACAAAAGGGACCUGCCCAAUGCUCUUGCUGAACAUGAGCUGAUUACUGCACUUAAUUUAGGAGCCAUAACUGAUCGUGAAAUAUGUUGUUACUCUAUUUCGUGCAAAGAGCAAGAAAAUAUAGAUAUUACACUUCAAUGGUUAAUUAAACAUUCCAAAUCCAACCGGUAA
Molecule: messenger RNA, 558 nt
Organism: Heterobilharzia americana
Lineage: Eukaryota; Metazoa; Platyhelminthes; Trematoda; Strigeidida; Schistosomatidae
Source: the annotation of a GenBank genome assembly